Molecule: messenger RNA, 1072 nt
Organism: Orussus abietinus
Lineage: Eukaryota; Metazoa; Arthropoda; Insecta; Hymenoptera; Orussidae
Gene: viaf
Product: viral IAP-associated factor homolog
Exons: 5
Coding region: 202-915 (237 amino acids)
Biological process (GO): protein folding
Cellular component (GO): cytoplasm
Source: RefSeq, a predicted model, not a curated record
AAGUCUAAAAUUCCCUAGAUCGGUCAUAGGGAAGUUUUCCAUUGAUGUCUCUGUUCUAAAUUUUCUGAACACUUUCCUGUCAGGGUGGGUGGGGUUGUUAAUGUUCACUGUGCAAUAAACAAUACUAUUUUAGAAACAGUAUCAACUCAAAAUAAAUAGAAGUUUUAUUAUAAUUUCAUCUACCUAAUUAGACACGCUACAAUGCAAAAUCCAAAUGAACAUACUCAAUGGAACGACAUUUUGAGAAGUCAUGGGAUCCUUCCUCAAAAGGAGAAGGAAAUCACAGAAGACCAAAUCGUUAAUAUUGUAGAAGAUACAAUAAAUGAAAAGACUGGACGCACUCAGAAUGAUUUGCAAGAGAAGACACUCGAUGAAUUGGACGAGCUGGAAGACGAAGAAGAUGAAAGGGUUCUUCUGGAGUACCGACAAAAGAGAAUAGCCGAGAUGCAGCAGUUAGCAAAGGAGGCAAAGUAUGGAGAAGUCAGAGAAAUUUCAGCCCAAGAUUAUGUUCAAGAAAUUAAUAAGGCACCAGAGGGCCUUUGGGUUAUUCUACACCUUUAUAAACCAGGAAUACCUCUGUGUACGUUGGUGAACCAAUAUUUGACUUCGCUAGCACGAAAAUUCCCAGCCACAAAAUUCCUAAAAAGUGUCUCGACGACUUGUAUACCAAAUUGGCCAGACAGCAAUCUUCCUACUAUAUUUAUAUAUAAUAAUGGAAAUAUGAUAAAACAAAUAAUUGGUCCAAUAGAACUACGAGGCAUGAAACUAACGGAAGAAGAACUAGAAUGGAUGCUUGGCGAAGCCAAAGCUGUAUCAACCAAAAUCACCGAAGAUCCAAAACCGAAGGUUCGGGAUGUUUUGUUUUCAACAUUAAAGAAUCGAAAUGAUGAUCUUGCAGAGCACAAUGAUUGGUAAAUGCCAUAUUUAUUGUUCAGAGAUACCAUACUCUAAACAGGAGAAACAAUACUAAUCACAAGUUUCAACAUUCACACAGGAUUAUUUAUUUAUAUUUAUAUGUACAGAAUACCGCAAUGCCAUUACAUUCAAUAAAAUAUAUUGUUAUUUAUUAGGA